AUGCAAUCGGCGAAACAGAAGAUAAGUGAUAUGGCUAGUGCAGCCAAGGAGAAGAUGGUUAUAUGUCAAGCAAAAGCUGAUGAGAAGGCAGAGAAGGCGAUGGCACGGACGAAAGAGGAGAAAGAGAUAGCGCACGAGCGGAGAAAGGCAAAGGAAGCGGAGGCUAAGAGGGAUCUGCACGUGGCUAAAGCGGCUCAUGCAGAAGAUAAGCUUAUGGCUAAGCAAUCUCACUACCACGUCUCUCAUGGUCACAUGCCUCACCACGCGCCUAUGCCAGCUCCAGCACCGGUCAUGGGACAUGGUUACGGGCGUAAUCCUCCUCCCGGAGUUGCCUAUGUGCCUCCGGCGGCUUAUCCACCGGCUUAUCCUCCGACCACGACCACGACAGGACAUCAUCAUCACCCUUAUGGAAACGUUUAA
This is a messenger RNA of Microthlaspi erraticum, 420 nucleotides long. NCBI's taxonomy places the organism in Eukaryota, Viridiplantae, Streptophyta, Magnoliopsida, Brassicales, Brassicaceae. The record is from the annotation of a GenBank genome assembly.